ACUCUACUCUUGACUGUAUUAAAAGGGGGCUUGAGGCCCUCGUAAGCCCCAGUUUCCUUCAAUCACUCUCCUUCUCUCUCUCUCUCGCUGCUUUUUGAUUUGGCUGGGGCCCCGAGGUUGCACAUCCAGCAAACCCCAACUGGGUUUGUGAUUAUUAAAUCUUAACCAAGCAGCAAUCCCGCCCAUCUCUCAGCUCAUCAAGACCCUCAAAUAUCAGAUACUCUCUGUGUUUGGUUUCCGUAUUAGCUGCUUCUCUCUUCCUUUGAGUCUUGAGGAUGGCUGUGAGUUUGGACGACGCGGAGUUUUGGCUCCCGCCUGAGUUUCUCACUGACGACGACUUAGCCGUCGAAAAGAAUGGUAGCGGCAAGAAUGAAGGAAAUGGAGUCGGCUCGGACACCGAGGCCAUGAGGGCUUUGUUCCCUUACGACUUCCCUUACCGGUUUGGGUCUUUUGGGUCUUCCUCUGAUCUCGGUUCUCCGGUUGAGUCAGUGGUCGGUUCCAGCGAGACGGAGAGCGACGAGGAGGACUACCUCGCUGGAUUGACACGCCAAAUAGCCCGCUCAACUCUCCUUGACGAUUCCAGGAACAUCGACCCUGUUUUUGCUUCUGAGAAGGCCAAGGCUUGGGUUGUGUCCGGUUCGCCGCAAUCGACUCUGUGCGCGGUGGGGAACGGAUGCGGAUGCAGACAGGGCUCGAGCCAUGGAAGCCCAAACGGGCCUUCCCAGGCCUCUUCCCCACCGGCGACCUGGGAUCUGCUUUACGCUGCUGCGGGGGAAGUAGCUCGGAUGAGGAUGAGCGAAGAUGUGUACGGAUUCAACCAUGGCAGAGGUCUCUUGGGUCCUCUGAGAAAGCCCUCUCCAGUUGUUCUCCCUGUGAAAAACAACCCCAACUCUGAUGUUGGAUUUGUUCCGCACCAGUCACUCUCUCACCAGCAGUUGCAAAUGCAAGCCACUCAACAGUUUCAGCAGCUGAGACAGCAGCAGAUGAUGAGGCAACAGGGCUCGGCGGCUUGGGGAGCACAGGCGAAGGGGACUGGACGAUACCAACAGCGCCAGACGACCCAGCAAAUGGUCCAGAACCGAGGGAGGAACAGCGAGUACGUCGGAACCAGAAACAGUCGCCCUCUGGGUUUGUCCCCUUCUGCAUGGCCCCCUCUGCAACAGGCUCAGCCACAACCACAGCCACAGCCACAACAACAGCAACAGCAACAGCAAAAUGGGUCUGGCAUGAGAGCUGUAUUUCUUGGUACUCCAGGUGGCAAAAGGGAAUGCGCAGGCACUGGUGUCUUCUUGCCUCGCCGAGUCGACGGCCCAUCUGAAACCCGCCGGAAGCCAGCGUGUUCAACUGUUUUAGUCCCAGCGAGAGUGGUGCAGGCACUGAACUUGAACUUGGAGGAGAUGAUGGGCGCUCAGCCUCAGCUUCAGCCGCGGUUAAGUGGGACGCUCACUCCGGACGGUGAUGCUGCUUUGAGGCUUAGGAGUAAUAAUGCCUUUCCACAUCAGAAGCGCAACCUACGGCCUCAGCCUGAAAUCAACCAUGAGAUCCGGCUACCCCAGGAGUGGACCUAUUGACCCCUAAUUUGGAUCUUGGGUCCUUCAGUAGUUUCGUUGUUUUUGUUGGUUGUUUUUAGGAAACGAAAGAAAUUGGAAGAUUUUAGUUUGCUAUAGCCUAUAGGGUUAGUCUUAUAAAGAAACAAAGUAAGAAAAAGACGGUGACGAUGAAGAACAGCAAGAAGGAAAAAAGGUUUUUUGGGUUAGGCGUAGAUGAUAAUAAAUGUCUACAUUAGGGAAAGUGAAUGAUGCUACAGCUUUUGUUCUUUUUGGUUUGGGCUCAGGGAAGGAGGAAGUGGUGGAUGGAGAAGAAAAAAAUGAACUUUUUUUUUUUUGUUUUAUGUAUUUUGGGAAAAUAAGAUUGGGGAAAAUCAUAGGGGAAGAAGAAGGGUUGGGCUUUUGUUUUGUGAAUCCACGACCCUUCUCUAUUAUGUGAACUAGUUUGUUACUUUUAGCAUGUUGUGUCCCUGGAAUUCGAUUCCACCCUGUCCACCCGACAUAGCCAGGAAGUAAUAAUAAUAUCGGAUUUAUUUUUUUU
This is a messenger RNA of Corylus avellana, 2088 nucleotides long. Its product is annotated as TIP41-like protein. The record is from RefSeq and is a predicted model, not a curated record. NCBI's taxonomy places the organism in Eukaryota, Viridiplantae, Streptophyta, Magnoliopsida, Fagales, Betulaceae.